This is a messenger RNA of Sardina pilchardus (European sardine), 2162 nucleotides long. RefSeq names its product taxilin beta b (gene txlnbb). Bases 188 to 2035 code for a protein of 615 amino acids. The transcript is spliced from 10 exons. Gene Ontology annotation, molecular function: syntaxin binding. Lineage: Eukaryota; Metazoa; Chordata; Actinopteri; Clupeiformes; Clupeidae. The record is from RefSeq and is a predicted model, not a curated record.
CGCAGCUGCUGUGUGGGUCUGAGAGUGUGAGUGUGUGUGUGUGUCCAUGUGUGUGUGCGUGCAUGUGUGUGAGAGAGUGUGUGUGUGUGCUUCCUGGCAGCCCCCUCUCACUCCUCUCCACUCCUCUUCUCCUCACUGCCGGUGCUGGUUCCACCUCCCCAUCUCCUCUCAUUGACCUGACCUCACAAUGGAGACAUGCCAUAAUCCAGCGAAGGGGCCCCUGGCGGAGACGUCGGUGGACCUGACCGAUGAGCUGGGCCUGCAGCUGGAGGACAUCAUCAGCACCUACCAGGUGGUGGAGAAGCCGACGGACGGAGAGGAGGACGCGGGCACCGGGAAGGCCGUGGACUCCCCCCCACAGAAGGGUGUGAGCGCCAAGGAUCAGAAGCUGGAGAAGAAGCUGCUCAAAAACCUGGGUAAGGAGGCCAUGCUGCUGAUGCAGAGUCUCAACAAGCUGGGCACACCUGAUCAGAAGCUGGACGCUCUCAUCAGGAAGCAUGCUGAGCUGCUGGAGGAGCACCGUGGCGACCAGAAGCAGCUGAAGGUGCUGCAGAAGAAGCUGAUGCAGGUGAUGAAGGAGAAGGACCAGCUCCAGAGCGAGCACAGCCGAGCCGUCCUCGCCCGCAGCAAGCUGGAGUCCCUCUGCCGCGAGCUGCAGAGACACAACAAGACCCUCAAGGAGGAAACGUUGCAAAGGUGCCGAGAGGAUGACAUGAAACGUAAAGAAAUCACCAGUCACUUCCAGAGCACCCUCUCCGACAUCCAGGCCCAGAUCGAGGAGCACAGCACACGCAACACCAAACUGUGCAAAGAGAACAGCGACCUGGCAGAGAAACUCAAGGGCCUCAUUGCACAGUACGACCAGAGGGAGGCGAACCUAGAGAAGGUGUUCAAACACAGAGACCUGCAGCAGAAGCUUCUGGAGACUAAACUUGCCCAGGCCAACUUGCUGUUGAAGGAGGCUGAGGAGAAGCACAAAUUAGAGAGAGAACUUCUCCUGAAGAAGACUGCAGAGGCCAAACUGACAGUGAAACUUCUGAGAGAAGCUGAAAAUGACAUGAAAGCACAGCUUGCUGUGUACUCUGAGAAGUUUGACGAGUUCCAGGGCACUGUGUCCAAAAGCAGUGGUGUGUAUGCUAGCUUCAAGCAGGACAUGGAUAAGAUGUCUAAGAAGAUGAGGAAGCUGGAGAAAGAGGCAAAUGGAUGGAAGUCUCGCUUUGAUGGCUGCAACAAGGCCCUGGUGGACAUGGUCUCAGAAAAAGUGGUACGGGACAAGGAAAUUGAGCUCAUGACAACGAAGAACCAGAAGCUUGAGCAGCUCUGCCGGGCUCUGCAGGAGGAGAGGAAGAGCCUGCACCAGAAGCUCCAGGGGUCAGACAAGGCCGGAGCCCCUGUGCAGCAAACGCCUGCAGUGGCUACAGCAGAGACACCUGCAGCUACACCUGCAGAGACACCUGCAGCUGUUAAGGCAGAGACACCUGCGGCUGCGACUGCAGAGACACCAGCAGCUCUUACAAAGGAAAAGUCUGAUACCUCCGCGGAGAAGAAGAAGCCUGCAGAGACAUCAGAGGAGAAGCCCAAGGAGAUGGAGAUGCCAACUCCACCAGCACCUGUUACAACACCAGCUGAGCCACCAAAAGCUGCCGCCGCCGCCGCCGCCCCGGCAUCCCCACUGACCAAAGAGCUGUCCAGUCUGAAGGCCCAACAGGCCCGGCUCAAGGAGAUUGCAGCCAGCUUCACCAUCUCUCAUGUCAUACCUCAAGACAUUCUGUUGGCUGCCGGGCAGAGUGACUCUGAAGGUGAGGGCGGGCACAAGGAGGCCACAGUGACCCCACAGGAGCCUGCAGGCGUCAGUGCUGUUGCUAGCCCUGAGCAGACACAGAAUCAGAGCCCAGAGCUGGAGAAGGAGUCCUUACCGGCCCCCGUAGAGGAGCAGCAGAGUGUGGAAUCAGCGCAGGUCAAUGGCUGCCAAGCAGAGACCCUGGUAUCCGAGCAGCAAGAAAAGAGGGAUGAGGAGAUGGAGUGUGUUGACUAAAUAUCCUCUAAAUGGCUUUCAUUUUUAUUACUGUACUUAAUUAGAAAAUAACCAUUUUACAUUGACACUGCCUUUCUUUGUAACAAUAAAGCCAGCAAUAAAGCUCAACUGGAUAAUUAUGGUUGGA